UUUUUCUCCGAUAGGUGGAGCCAAAUGUCGAGUUCGGAUUAAUUUGUUCACAUUUGUUGAUUGUUUUUCUUGUUAAAUUGUUAAUUGUUUCAAUUAAUUUAAUUAUGUGUUCUAAUCUUGAAGAUGAUAUUCCGGUUGCUUUAGCAAAACUAAAAUUGGAUUCUCUUCAAUAUUGUAAAAAAUGUCAAGGAAAACCUUUUGUUGUAUUACAAAGAAAGGAUGUUUUCUGUCGGGAUUGUUUCUAUGAAUAUUGUUCACAUAAAUUUAGAUCGACAAUUGGUAAAUCAAGGAAAGUUAAACCAGGUGAUCAGGUAUUAAUCGCUUUCUCUGGAGGAGCAAGUUCAUCCGCUAUGAUUGACUUGAUUAAAGAUGGACUAACCAAACCUAAUGAUCAUAAAAAAUUACUCUUCCAACCAACUAUUUUAUACAUUAGAGAGCUUAAUUACAUCAAUGAAGAUGACAACGUUAUUAGGACUAAAGAGCAAGAGAUUAUUGAUAAACUUGUUGAAUCAAAUCUUCCAGUUAUUGUUUCGUCGAUUGAAAUGUUUUACCAAGAAGAUGAUUUACCUAAAUUUGUAAAUUUGAGUGAUUACAUUGACCAUACCAAAGAGAAUCCAGUUAAUUGUGAUAAAUGUCGAUCCAAACUAACCGAUAAAAUCGUUAGUAUUACAACGGAUACCGGAAAGGAAGAUCUUAUAAGAAUCAUCAAGCAACAAUUAAUUCAACAAAUUGCUUCCCAGUCUAACUUUAAAUACAUUUUCCUUGGUAACACAAGCACCAAAACAGCCAUUCAAAUGUUCACUGAUUUAGCCUUAGGAAAAGGAAGUCAAAUCACAUCAGAACAUUCUUUCAUUGAUAAUAGAUUUUCAGUUGAAAUUCUCAAGCCAAUGAGAGAAUUCAUCAAAAAAGAGAUUACUUUUUGGAAUAUCAUGAGAGGAAUUAAGUCCACUGAAUGGUCAACAAUCACCACAAUUAAGGGAACUAAAUCAAGUUUAACAAAAUUAACUGAAAAUUAUAUCAACGGACUUGAACAUGAUUUUCCUGCAACAGUUUACACAAUAUUCAAAACUGGUAACAAAUUAAAACAUCCAGACCCAAAUGGAUUCAAAUGUUUAAUGUGCCAGUCUUUAAUUGAUUUGGAAUCAAAAUGCUCUGCAGCCAAUGCACUCCAAUUAUCUCACCAAUUGUCAAAAAAUUUACCACCCGAGGAAGAUAAUCAAAAUGCAAAAAAUCUUUGCUAUUCUUGUAACAAUUUAGCUUCUGAAAUGCGACAACAAUUUGUUAAUCAAUCAAACUCAACUCCAUCAAAAUUGGGAAUCGACAAAUAUUUGUUAUAAUUUGUGUUUUAUUCAAAUUACAAGUUUACAAAUUGAUCAAUCAAUUUAACUUACAAAUAACGAUACCAAUUGAUUAAUUAUUGUUGAGAUGUUGUUCAAUUUGUGUUUGCAAUUGUUGAAUCAGAAAGUUAAUUGUAAUUCAGGCUAAAUUCAAAUUGCAUUGAGUUAUAUAUAAAUUUAGGUUUAUUUUUAAAAGAAAGUGUUACAACUAAGUGACAUUGAGUUAAGAGAAGAGUCAAAAACCUCAUUAUCAUUACAAUCGACUUAUUUUACUUUCAUUUAUUAGGCCAAGAUCAACAAUCAGGAAGAUUUAAGUUAAUUCAGGUUAACUAACCAUGUUACAAGGUCAAUAUGGGUUGAAUCAAGGGUAAUUCAGUUCAAUUGAUCACCUAAAUAUCUGAUUCGAGGUUAAAAUGAGCCCAGCCCUUGAACUUUUUCAAUUACGAUCAACUUGGCCUACAAAACAACAACCAAAUUAAUCGCAAUUAACUUAACCACCUCCUCCCCAUCACUUUUACCAUUCAUUUUCAAGGUUUACUUAUUAAUCCUCCUUUUUUUUAAUUAUCCUCAUUUCUCCUCCUUCUCAUUCAUAUAAAACAUUUAAUUUCAAACAAUUGAACGACAUUCAUCUUAUUCUAGAUGAACAAUUAACUUGAUCAACUAAUAAUCAAUCAAAUGAAUAAUAUUUGUUUCUGUGUCUUUCCAAUCAAAUUGUAUUCUAAUUUGUUUUCUAGCUUCAUUUAGAUCUUAAUUAUCCAGUUAAUUGUUGUACCCUGAUGUUCAAAUAAGUUGAUUGAAAACAACUGAGUGCAAAUGAAAAACCUUGAAUUAAUUUUCAACAAUUGAAUUUAUUAAUUGUAAGGAAAAACAAAAGAAUCCAAAAUGUUGGUGAUCAAUUAUUAAUCAAUUUGAUUAUUAUUCUUGUUGAGACUUGAUUAUAAAUACAAUGUAAACAUUGUGAACAUCCAAUCAAUGGGAAAACUAUGAUUAAAAUGAAACAAUUAAAGGUAUGAAAAUGUAAUACGACAAAUAAUUAACUCUUUUUUUCUGGACUGAAUUAUCCUUGAUUAACGUUGUUGUGGUCAAACAAUUAACACACUGGAUCCGAUUUUCCUCAAUCACAAUUGAUUAUAAACAAAAAAGGUGAUCACUUGAGUUUGGCACAAAUUGAUUGUUGAUUGUUGAUCAUUAAUCAUCUCAUUUGGGACUAACACAAUUAUAAACAAUUCCCAUACAACCCAAUGAACCAAAAGCAAUUAACAAAACAGCAUAGGCACCAAAUAGCCAACCCAU
Molecule: messenger RNA, 2630 nt
Organism: Panonychus citri (citrus red mite)
Lineage: Eukaryota; Metazoa; Arthropoda; Arachnida; Trombidiformes; Tetranychidae
Gene: Ctu2
Product: cytoplasmic tRNA 2-thiolation protein 2-like
Exons: 6
Coding region: 105-1337 (410 amino acids)
Biological process (GO): tRNA wobble position uridine thiolation
Cellular component (GO): cytosol
Molecular function (GO): tRNA binding; sulfurtransferase activity
Source: RefSeq, a predicted model, not a curated record